AUGAGCGAUUUAGAAUUCAAUAUUAAACAUGCAGGAAAAGUUUACCCAAUCACAAUAAAUGCCGAUGCUAAGGCAGCAGACCUAAGAGCUAAAGUUGAAGCUCUGACUCUUGUUCCACAAGAAAGACAAAAAUACAUGGUUAAGGGAGGUUUAACGGAUAACGAAACGUUAGUUUCAUCUGUCAUCAAAGCUAAGGCUACAGUAAUGGUUCUUGGAACCCCUGAUGCUAAUUUAGUCUUUAAACCAACGGAUGAUACGAAAUUUUUGGAGGAUUUAACUGACAAGGAAAGAUUGAUGCAAGAGGAUACCAUUCCAAUGGGGUUAAGAAAUAUGGGUAAUACAUGUUAUUUCAAUGCAUCUUUGCAAGCUCUAUACAGGAUUAAACCUUUGAGAGAGAAGGUAUUGGCCUAUAACGAGCCAAAUCCUGAUCUACACGGACAGUUAGUCAUACAGCUGAGAAAUUGUUUCAAUGCAUUUGCUCAAAGGAAAGAGAAGGAGUUCACCCCAAUUAUUCUACUCACAGUCUUGAGAAAGAUUUACCCGCAAUUCGCUGAGAAGGACCCAAGCACUGGGUUUUACAAGCAACAGGAUGCGGAAGAGUUGUUCACACAGUUGCUUCACACUAUUGACACUGUGUUUGGUGAAUCCUUGUCAUCUAAGUUCGAGAUCGAAUUCCAAACUACAGUUAAGGAUACUCUGAACGAAACAGACGUACAAACCAAGAUAGAAUCAGAUAAAAAAUUGCAAUGCCAUAUUUCAGGUACUACCAAUUUCCUAAAAAAUGGUCUUACUGAAUCCUUAGUCGAGAAAGUGGAGAAAAGAUCUGAAGCUACUGGUUCUAACUCGAUCUUUGAGAAUUCUAAGAAGAUUACCAAAUUACCGGAAUAUUUGACAGUUCAGUUUGUUAGAUUUUAUUGGAAAAGAUCGACUGGUAAGAAGUCCAAGAUUUUGCGUAAGGUUCAAUUCCCAUUCCAGCUUGAUGUAGCGGAUCUUUUAACCCCAGAAUAUGCAACCGCAAAGAUUAAAGUCAGAGAUGAAUUGCGUGAGGUAGACAAGCAGAGAGAAGAUGAUUUAAAGGAAUUCAACCAAAACAUUCUCGAACAUGUGCCACUAUCUUUGACUCCAGCUGAAAGGUACGAGACACAAAUGGCUCUUGAAGAAAGCAAAAGAGAGCAUUGGUUAGCAGAAUUUGCGAAAAAAUUCCCUAAAGAUCUAAGACAAGGUGAAAAUCCAUCUUCUGUAUACAAUUUGAUCGGUGUCGUUACACAUCAAGGUGCUAAUUCCGACAGUGGACAUUACCAGGCCUUUGUCAGGGAUGACGCGGACGAGAAUAAAUGGUACAAAUAUAAUGAUGACAAAGUAUACGUUGUUACAAGGGAAAAGGUUGAGCAAUUGGCUGGUGGUGGUGAAAGUGACAGUGCUUUAAUUCUUAUCUACAAAGGGUUUGGGUUAUGA
Messenger RNA from Kluyveromyces lactis, 1455 nucleotides. RefSeq names its product ubiquitin-specific protease UBP6 (gene UBP6). The coding region runs from base 1 to 1455 and encodes 484 amino acids. The record is from RefSeq and is a predicted model, not a curated record. Lineage: Eukaryota; Fungi; Ascomycota; Saccharomycetes; Saccharomycetales; Saccharomycetaceae. The transcript is spliced from 2 exons. Gene Ontology annotation, biological process: protein deubiquitination; regulation of proteasomal protein catabolic process; proteasome-mediated ubiquitin-dependent protein catabolic process. Gene Ontology annotation, molecular function: protein binding; proteasome binding; cysteine-type deubiquitinase activity.